Molecule: messenger RNA, 3794 nt
Organism: Corapipo altera (White-ruffed manakin)
Lineage: Eukaryota; Metazoa; Chordata; Aves; Passeriformes; Pipridae
Product: acyl-coenzyme A synthetase ACSM4, mitochondrial-like
Exons: 15
Coding region: 1280-3022 (580 amino acids)
Biological process (GO): fatty acid biosynthetic process; acyl-CoA metabolic process
Cellular component (GO): mitochondrial matrix
Molecular function (GO): fatty-acyl-CoA synthase activity; fatty acid ligase activity
Source: RefSeq, a predicted model, not a curated record
UGAGUAAUAUUAUUUUGUGAGAAUGUUUUUUAACUGUUGUUGAUGAUCAGACUUCUAUCUCUAUGUUGUGUAGUUUCAGGAUUAAAUAUAAUCAAGGAUUUCCUGGACUGAGUAGUCAGUUCAGACUGUGAGAUAUUUCCAUAACAGUCAAGCAGUUACGUGGGUAUGGGUGCAGCAGAGGUUUAGAUCAUCCCUGUUAGGGCACAUCUCACAUUUCUUGUUACCUCUCUGUAGCACUUGCACUUCACACAGUACUGCUACAGCACUUGAUUCAGAAGAUAUAAGUAGUAGUUGAACUCUCUGACCAAGGCUGUGUUUACUAGGAGCACAAAAACACCAGUGAACCAAAAAAAGGGCACAGGGUCAUUUAUCUUCAGUUUUCCUGGUUCUGCUGUAAACCCACUGUGUACUACCCAUAAACACACCUGCUGUUUUACCAGAGCCUGGGAAAACAGCAAAUGUGCUCUGUGGUAAAGCUGUUGAUGACCUUUCAGGACAACAAUUAACUGGCUAACAAACACAAGUCCCAGGAGAGGCUGUGCCAGGAGGGUUCUGCAGGUGGAUCUCACCUCUUUCACCCCCUUAAGCUCUGAAAUGGAUAUUUCUUUGCUUUCCAGCUACAAAGCACAUUAUUGUCUGAGGUCAAAAACAGAGAGAAAACAAAUGCACAAAAUGCUGUGUCUGUGUAGAUUACAUUAAUCUAAAUGUGUCUAAGCUUGCACUACUGAAACCAGAGAAUAGUUGAGAAUUUAUUUCUUUAGGAGCAGAAUUAGACCUCAAACAAAAAAUAAACCCCACUGUAGGGGGUAUUUGCAUGCUGAAAGUAUUACAUUUUUUCUAGGGAAUUGUAAAAUUUGAAGCUGCCUGAAAGAAGGUGACAGGCCAGAGAGACACAGAAGACAGGGAAAGAGAGGUUGUACUUUAAUGUACAACAGAUGCCAGCUAACUGCAGAAAUGAAAUCUGUGCUCUUGGGGGAAGUAAUCCCCACUAUGGAAUGUGAUGUGUGAUACUAAUGAGGAGCUACAAUUGCUCACAGAAUUGGAGGGAGCCAGGAGGAGGGAAUACUUGCCAAUUAAGUACUAGGCAAGGUACAUGAGGAGGAGUUGUAAGAAAUCUCGCCUGAUCACAAGUAACCUCUCCAGAUUCUCGCUUUUAUGAAGAAGGGUGAAGUACCAGAGAGCAAUUAUACUCCGUUGUUUUUUAUCAAGAACACUGAAGCAGCUUCUUUCUGCAAAGAAAGGGGUUUCUUCAAAACCCCUGUAUAUCUGCUUUUGUGCCAUGAAGAUUUUACUUGAAUUUCAAGCGUUGCGGUCCCCACAGAACAUCCAGACACUCCGGAGGUUAUUCCACCAGUAUCACAAGACUUUUGCACCUUUGAAUUUCUCAGACUAUGAAGCUAUCGGUCGCUGUGAAAAGCAAGUACCUGAGUACUUCAAUUUUGCAAGUGAUGUGCUGGACAAGUGGUCUCAAAUAGAAAAGGAACAAAAGGGACCAUCAAACCCAGCUCUGUGGUGGAUAAAUGGAAAAGGAGAUGAAAUUAAAUGGAGCUUUGGAGAGCUGGGCUUCCUGUCCCAAAAAGUGGCCAAUGUGCUCUCUGGACCCUGCAGUCUGCAAAGGGGAGACCGGGUUUUAGUGAUUCUACCCCGAAUCCCAGAGUGGUGGCUGCUGAACGUGGCUUGUAUGCGAACAGGUGUUAUCAUCAUCCCAGGGACAACACAACUGACAGCACAAGACAUUUGCUAUCGACUGCUGGCUUCAAAGGCCAAGUGCAUUAUUACAACUGAUGCUCUUGCUCCUGCAGUGGACUCAGUUGCAUCUAAGUGCCAGUUUCUGAAAACAAAGCUAAUUGUAUCUGAAAGCAGCAGGGCUGAGUGGCUGAAAUUUAGUGAUUUGCUCAAGGCUGCCCCUGCUGUCCAUAGCUGCGUGAAGACUAAAAGUCAGGAUCCAAUGGUAAUUUAUUUUACCAGUGGCACCACAGGCUCUCCCAAAAUGGUUGAACAUUCCUAUGGAAGCUUCGGUCUGGGUUUUUUCGUCUGUGGAAGGUACUGGAUGAAUCUGACUCCCUCAGACAUCAUGUGGAACAUGUCAGACACUGCUUGGGUAAAGGGAGCUGCUGGGAGCAUUUUUGGUCCAUGGUCCCAGGGCACGUGUGUUUUUGUACAUGCCAUGCCACAGUUUGAUCCAAGAGGAAUCUUAAAUACCUUGUGCAGAUACCCAGUGACCACUCUGUGCAGUGCCCCAACCGUCUACCGCAUGCUGGUACAGCACGACCUCAGCAGGUAUGCAUUCAAGACGCUGAGGCACUGUCUGACUGCAGGGGAACCACUGAACCCAGAAGUGAUGGCACAGUGGAAACGCCAAACAGGACUGACCAUCUAUGAAGGCUAUGGCCAAACCGAAAUUGGAGUCAUAUGUGUAAAUAUGAAAGGAAUGAAAAUUAAGCCAGGUUCCUUGGGGAAGGCAGCUCCCCCCUACAAUGUUCAGAUUAUAGAUGGGAAUGGCAGUGUUCUGCCUCCUGGGGAAGAAGGAGACAUUGCUAUCAAAGUGGAUGCAAAGCGGCCAUUUACUUUUUUCACUCGAUAUGUGGGCGAUCCAGUGAAAACAGCUUCCACAAUCCGUGGGAACUUCUAUAUCACUGGAGACAGAGGGAGCAUGGAUGAGGAUGGAUACAUAUGGUUUAUGGGUAGAUCUGAUGAUGUCAUCAUCUCCUCUGGGUAUCGCAUUGGGCCAUUUGAAGUGGAGAGCGCCCUGACAGAGCACCCAGCUGUGGCUGAGGCAGCUGUUGUAAGCAGCCCAGAUCCCAUCAGAGGGGAGGUGGUAAAAGCUUUCGUGGUCUUGUCUCCUUCCUUUAAGUCACAGGAUCCAAACAAACUGGCCUGUGAAUUGCAAGAGCAUGUCAAGAAAGUCACUGCUCCAUAUAAAUACCCCAGAAAGAUUGAAUUUGUCCAGCAGCUGCCAAAGACAAUCACUGGGAAAAUCAGGCGGAAUGAACUGAGGAAGAAGGAGUGGGGACAGAUUUAGUGUUGAUAAGUAAUUUAAAACAGCCUACCCCUAUCAGUGUCAUUCAUAAUGGAGCUCUUCUGUUACAACUGUAAACAUCAACACAGGAUUAUAUUUCACCUGUUAGGCAGUGAUUGUGCAAUAAUGCACAAAGUUUAAACACUCCAACUGUCUGGUUUUUAAAUGCUUGUGUUCUUGCCUAACAAAAACCAAGGCAUGUGCAAACACAUCUUCCAGCCAUCUAACAGAAUUACAGUACAAGUAAGUGAUUGUCAGGUGAAAGUGCAAGUGUGUUCAUUCUUUGAGACCGGGUAUUUUAACUCACAAGAGGCUUAUUAAUGAGGAAAUCAUGACAGUAUGGAAUGAAGUUCCCAGAAAUGGCCACAGAUCUUGCAUGCAUCCAAAUUAAGCAGCCUGUUUGUACGAAUCUUGAAAGCCUCAAGAUUUAGGAAUUAAUGUGUUAACAAUGGAUGUCCACUAAGUGCAAAUUAUGAAAAAUCAGAAGUAAACUGUAAGUUGUUAAGGCACACAGGUCAGUGAGAGAGAGAGGGAAAGAAAACAAAAAAUACACCACUAACUACCCCUGAGUCUUUGUCCUUAGAAGAUAAAAAGGCUGUCAUGAAUCGAUCACCAACAUCAGCCACCAAUAAACAUUCACAGCUGGCCUUCCUAUCUGGUCUCAAAUGGUUCUUUCCUUUGUGUGACCUACACAUUGCUGGUUUUAAUCCACACACAAAAAUCUUCAAAAUAUAAAAAAAACACCAAUGGAGGUAAGAAAGCAGAAUUUUAAUAA